This is a messenger RNA of Pseudogymnoascus destructans, 2573 nucleotides long. RefSeq lists its product as uncharacterized. The coding region runs from base 610 to 2250 and encodes 546 amino acids. Lineage: Eukaryota; Fungi; Ascomycota; Leotiomycetes; Thelebolales; Thelebolaceae. The transcript has 2 exons. The record is from RefSeq and is a predicted model, not a curated record.
CUUUGUUCAUGUGCCAAAUUAGGAACAACAGUUUUGUCGUACUAAAAUGUCCAUUGAUUCUAUUCAAUCAAUGCGCCUACUUCCUAUUGAUACCCAGCUUCGCCUAUUAGCGGGCUUGCACAAUAUCAAGUUACGCCUGCUACCCAGCCGUCACAAGACCAACAAAUCCUCACCCACCCGCUAAGCGCGACCUCCCUCCCAUUGUCCAAUUCUAUUGUCCCCGCUUCCCAGCCGCGCGUGAGUGGCUAGCCGCCAUUAUCACAAUGGGAAUAUCAAAAGCCUCAAGACCCUCACAAUGUUGGAAACGGGGCACACAAUACGCCAUUGUAAGUCAUGAGUGAAAUCUAUACUCGACCUCGAGUCUGUGAGGUAACUUUUCUCCUUCUUCUCCUUCUUCUCCUUCUUCUGCUUCCCCCCAGCUUCGUUUUUAUAUUGACCCCGGAUUUCUCAUAUUCGACUCGAUUUUUCCAAACUUGCAAACAUUCGGACUGCGUCCAUUGAUAACCUACUUUCUGAUUCCCAUUCUCAAAUUUCUCCUGCGUCGCCCAACCGUCACAUACCUGUUCUUCCCAAUUUUCCUCUCAGUUCCUGGAAACUCGCCUCGCCAAGAUGUCCGAAGGACCAGCUGCUUCGGGUGUGGACAAGAAGAAAGUUGUGGUCAUCGAGUAUGACAAAGUGCAGGGGACGUACCUGGAGCUCGGCUUCUGGGACGAUGAUAUCGGCGCCGAGAAAUACGCCGAGCUCCUCAACAAGGGCCGAAUCCGCGAGGAACCCUGCCUGGACUUCGACGGCAACCUCCUCCGCAUCCAUGGCCAACCCGACACCGCCAUCCCCCUGAAGAACGAGACGUACGAAACCCCGUAUCCGAGAUCAUCUGUCUCACCUACUGACCUGGACCCCCACAGCAUCUUCCGGUGCUACUGCACCUCCGACCUCCAGAACUGCCGCGCCUGCUUCAUGCGGAAGCGCACCGUCUUCGCCGAAGGCCGCGCCCAACUCGCCCGCUUCGAGGGCCACGCCGCCAAAGCUGCCGCCCGGCACUUCAAAGCCAAGGCCGGCGUUCUGGAGGCCGAGGUCACGACCCUCAAUUCCUCUCUCCGAGAGCGCGACGCCGAGCUCGAAGCGUCCAAAGCCCAAGUCCUCGCCCUCAAGGACUUCAUCGCCAACCGGUUCACGGGUGCGGUCCAGUCUCUCGGAGCUGCCCAUCCCGUGGCCGAGUUCCAGCAGGCUGCGGACGCGUUCGAGAAGGAUGGCGGCAACGUGGGUCGAAGCACGCAGCUGGGCGCCUUCGGGCUUCCAGCAGAGCGUGCUCCCACGGCCGGCGGCUGCAGUGUUGGUGGUGGAGUGCUGUCUGGGUCUCCAGGCAGCGAUGGGGAUAUCACCGAUUCGGACGAUGAGGAUGUCCAAGACGGCCUUGCUCGCAAGCGCCGUCGGAUUUCCUCUGCCGGUCCGUCUCGGCCCCCCACCUCCACUGCCGGCAGCAGCAGCAGCCGUCGUCGCCCCUCCUAUUCCCUCGGUGCUCGUCGCAAGCAUCCCGUUCCUUCUUCUUCUCUCUCGGUGCUCGCGGUACCCGCUAGCUCGGGACCCGAGCAGCCUCUCAUCCGUCGACGCAAGCUUCCGGCCUCCGCUGCUUCUGCUCUCGCGGUUCCCGCUAGCUCGGGGCCCGAGACGCAGAAGCCGGUCGGUCGCUCGUCGUGGAACUCACGGAGCGCGAAGCUCGAUCUCGAUGCGGUGCCGAUGGUGCCGAUGGCUUCGAUUGCUGCGGCUGUGGCGGAGGAGACUGCCGUCCCUGCUGCUUCCAGUUCGCGGAAGCGCAAGGCGACUUCUCCUCCUGCCGACACCGAAGCUGGGCCCUCCGAUUCCCAGGAGCCCAAGUCCGCCUCCGCCGACGCCGACACCGACGGCUCCGACUCCGAUUCCGACUCCGAUUCCGACUCCGACACCAACACCCCCUCACCCCCAACCAGGCGCAUCACCACCUGGACCGAGCACGAGAAAACCUGCCUGAUCGCGGUGAUGUUCUCCCACGCCGCCGCGGUCAAGGAGGGCCGCCAUCGCGCGGUCUACGACACUGUGCUCUGGGCUGUCAUCCGGAGGCAGUUGAUGGCCGAGCACGGGAUUGAUCGGGGUGGACAGGCGUGUCGGAUGACAUGGAAUCGCGGGCUCCGGAAAAAGACGGGGCUGGAUGAGAGGUUGAGAAGGGACCCGAACAGGAUGGCAACGAGCUUGCAGAAGAAGACUGGGCAGUGAGGGUGGUGGGGUUGUGGGUUGCUGUUGCUGAGUCUGGAUUGUUUUUGUUGUUUUGUGAUUUUUGUGAUUUUAUGGUAGUGGUGUUUCGGUGCUUGGUGCUUGGUGCUUGGCGCUUGGCGCUUGGUUUUUGCUGUUUUUGUGGAUGGUGACCGUUCUCACGUUUUGUCUUGUGGUUUUUCCUUUUGUUUUUUGCUUUUAUGACAAGUGCUGUCUUUGCGUCUGCGAGUGAUUUUUUUAUGCAAUAAUUGUAUCCAGACUCGGGUGUUUUGCAAUUGCUUUUUUAUAUGCCUGGAUUCAGAUGAAUUGAACUGAUUUUAAAUUUA